Molecule: messenger RNA, 2618 nt
Organism: Tauraco erythrolophus (red-crested turaco)
Lineage: Eukaryota; Metazoa; Chordata; Aves; Musophagiformes; Musophagidae
Source: RefSeq, a predicted model, not a curated record
GGCACAGCUUACUACGUCCAGGUGUCCGCCUACAACAUGAAGGGCUGGGGACCCCCACAAGCCUCCGUGCCCCCAUUCGCCAUCCCUUCCAAUUGGCGGGAAUAUGACGGCCGGGCUCCACGGCGAAGGGGACAAGCUGAAGCCCUGGACCAUCUGCUGAGCCAGGUGAAGACUGUCCACCAGCACUGUGUCUGCCAUGAGCCCUGCAAGAACCAGCCCCAGAGCAGGAAGCACUCGGUCUCCAAGAGCCUCAAGCACCUUUUCCACCCUGGCAGCAAGUUUCUCAAGACGCUGAAGCGGGGCCUCUACCUGACAGCCAUCUUCUACAAGGACGACAACAUCCUGGUGACCCAUGAAGACCAGAUCCCUGUGGUGGAGAUUGAUGACACCUACUCCUGCUUGCUCAUGCAGGAUUUUCUCUGGUUCACCAAGGUGUCGUGCAUGUGGGAGGAGAUCCUGUGGCUGCGGCAGUGUGUCACCGUCUCCCAGUCGUCCUGCUCCUGCAUCCUGCAGACACGCUUCAAGAUGCUGCUGGCCAUCUCGCAAAUGCAGGGGCUGCUGGGCAUCCAGGACCUGGGGCAGGUCUUCUUCGAGCCCGUCAAAGACAAACAGGGCAACAUCCUCAUCGUCACCCUGAAGGAGGUGAAGACCAACCAGACCUUCGAGAGCGUCCGCUGGGUUCCCAUCUGCAAGCUGCAGACCAGCCGCAAGUCCGUGUCCUCCCCGGAGGAGCCCACCGCGCUGGACAUGCUGCUCAUCUCCGUCCAGGACAAGCUGGCUUACCACCAGCGAAGCAGCCAUGCCCUCUCCCCAGGCCUCUAUCUGGGCUACUUGAAGCUCUGCAGCGCCGUGGAUCAGAUCCGAGUGCUGGUGCCGGAGCGGCUCCCCAACAUCCUGUGCCACGUCAAGAUUCGCUCCAACCCCAACAUCUCCAGGGAGGAGUGGGAAUGGCUGCAGAAGAUGGUCAGCGUGGAGGAGCCUGUUCCUGCAGAGCCAGAGGCUAAGACCUCUCAGAACCACUUGUUUCAGGAGCUGCAAGUGGCCAUCAAGGAGCUGAUGACCCUGGUCAACAUCCCACUGCAAGAGGCCAAAGAUUUCCGUCUGUACAGCCAAGAGGUGCUGGACUUCGGGGGUCAAGUCUCCUUCCUGCUGCUGCUGCCUCCAUCAGAUGACGUCUGCACUGCUCCGGGCCAGAACAACCCCUACACCCCUCGCUCCGGCUUCCUCACGCUGCCGCUGCAGAUCUUUGAGCUGGGAGGGAUGGAGAGGGGUGCCGAGGGCUCCCUGGGUGGGCUAGAGGCCGGCUUCCUCACGCUGCCGCUGCAGAUCUUUGAGCUGGUCCACUUCUUCACGUAUGACCGGGAGUUCGUCACCCAGUACUGCCAGGUGUCCGCCCUCCUGGAGCUGGAGUCGCUCCUCUCGCAGCAGAGUCUCCGGGAGGCCUUCUCCGACGCCGAGCUCUCCACCGCCAAGCAGAGGCACCAGCAGGUUCAGGACUACAUCCAGCAAAUGGAGGAGAUCUGGCGCGAGAUGCGCUGGAUCAUGGAUGCCCUGCAACACGCCCGGUACAAGCAGCCCUCCUGCGGCGUGUCUCUCAGCGGCUUCCUCGGCGAGGCCGGCGGGGCGAUGAAGGAGAAAACCCAAUCCACCUCAUCCCACCUCGACUACCUUCCCUCCCCGGCACCCUCCCCGGAGACCAACUCGCACGGGCUGUCGGAUGAGGAAGGCUCCUCCGAGGUGUUCCUGGCGACCGACAGCGACUACGACUCCAGCAGGGCACAGAGCCCGAAGGAGCUCGACCUGGUCUACUCCUCCUCGGGGCCCGAGUGCUGCAGCAGGAGAGUCGCCCGCACCCUCCGGGACAGCGCCCCGGACUACGAAACCGGACUCUCCAAAGAAACCAGCGUCAAGCUGCACAUCACCAGCCAGACGUCCGCCGGGGAGGUGGUGAAGCUGGUGGUGCUCGAGAUGAACGAUGUGUCCCGCGGCGUGCUGGGCGACUCAGCCGCCUUCUGCUACGGCGAGGAGCAGCUGGAGCACUUUGGACUGGUGUUCGCCUUCGACGAGAGUGAACGAUGGCUUCCCGAUGACUUCUUGCCUCUGUCCCUCCAAAAUUCCCAGCCCGAGGGGCGGUUCUACGUCCGGAUCAAGGAGACGUCCCCACUGGUGCUCCAGUACGGGCCAGCGACCACCGUAUGAGAGGAGGAGAGCCGGAGCCGGCCGGGCGGCGGAAGCUUCCGGAGAGCAGACAGCUCGUCUCUGAUGCUUCCUUCUUCCACAGACACCCUCUCAUCAGGCGUCCGCGGGGUGGAAUGGGAUCAUACUGGGCUGUGUGUUAUUUGUUUGUGUUUUUCUUUUUUUUUUUUUUAACCAAAGAGACAUCGAGACUCAGUUUUUCUGACUGCAGAAGAGGAGGGUGGAGUGCGGAGACCUCAGAGCUUGGGAGGAAUCUCUGCAGGAAUGGAAUUUUUGAAAGUAAACAUUUUUAAGGGGAAAUUUGAGGGGAGAGAGAGAGGAAAAAUAUUACAAGAAGAAGCAGCAAUACCUUUUUCUUUCUUCUUUUUCUGAAAAGCCUUGUUUGGGAUUCACUGGGAUUGCUGGGGAGGGUUGUGGUGUCA